CUGGAUCGUUGCAGAGAGCAUAGUCCGAGUCAUGCAUCCACGAUUUGCAGCGUACUCAUCUUCAUCUUCAUCUUCAUCUUCCACCAUCGCCAGCGCUUACAAGUAGCUGCUGCAAUUGCUGCUGCCACUAUCGACGUCCCCUGAUCAGAAACACCACCACUCUCAGCGCCAACUUUUUCCCCCCGUCGUCUUCAACAUGAUCGAUCUUUGGCAGAUCCAAGCGGACAAGGGCGGAGAUCCUGAAGUGGUGCGAGCAUCUCAAGCCAAGAGGGGAGCCGCACCCGAGCUGGUGGACGAGGUGGUGGGGCUGUACAAGGAGUGGGUAGCAGCCGAUCACGCGGUCAACAUGGCUCAACGAGAUGUGAAUGCCAUUCAAAAGGAGAUUACAGCGAAGAAAAAGGCAAAAGAAGAUGCGAGCGAGGAGUUGAAGAGAAAGGUGGAGAAGGAUAAGGAGGCGGCUAGACUUAGACCUUUGGCCAUCGAGAAGGAGAGGUUGCUCAAAUCGGCUGCCAACAAGAUUGGAAACAUUGUCGGUGAUAUGGUCCCCGUCAGCCAGACAGAGGACGAUAACAAGGUGCUGCGCACUUGGCACCCGGAUGGUCCCAACGCCCAAGUCGAAAAGAAGAGCGACAUCAUCUCUCAUCACGAAGUCAUGCUUCGUCUGCAAGCCUUUGAUACGGACAGGGGGGCCAAGAUUUCAGGUCAUAGAGGUUUCUUCUUGACCAACGACGGCGUGGAUCUCAACCAAGCCCUAAUCAAUUACGGAUUGGAUUUCUUGAGGAAAAAGGGUUACAUCAAGAUGAUGACGCCGUUUUUGAUGAGAAAGGAUGUGAUGAGCAAGACUGCUCAGUUGGAGGAUUUCGAUGAGGAACUGUACAAGGUCACGGGCGAUGAGGAUGACAAGUACCUGAUCGCCACCUCGGAGCAACCCAUCAGCGCUUUUCAUUCUGGCGAGCUCUUUGACAAACCAGAGACGCAGCUGCCGCUCAAAUACGCUGGCUACUCUACAUGCUUCAGAAAGGAAGCAGGCAAGCACGGCAAGGAUACGUGGGGCAUCUUUAGGGUGCACCAAUUCGAAAAGAUCGAGCAGUUUUGCAUCACCGACCCUGCCUCUUCUUGGGACAUGCUAGACGCUAUGCUGGCCAAUUCGGAGGAGUUCUAUCAAUCCCUCGGACUACCUUAUCAAGUCGUCGCGAUCGUCUCGGGAGCGCUGAACAAUGCUGCAGCAGCAAAGUACGAUUUGGAAGCUUGGUUCCCUUUCCAAGGCGAAUACAAGGAAUUGGUCUCUUGCUCCAACUGCACAGACUACCAGUCUCGCAGCUUGGAAGUGCAGUGCGGAACAAAGAGGCAGGGUGAUACGAGGAGGACAUUUGUGCACAUGCUCAACGGAACGCUCUGCGCAACGGAAAGAGCGCUAUGCUGCAUCGUGGAGAAUUGGCAAACGCCAGAAGGACUGCAAAUUCCUCCGCCUCUUCGACGUUAUAUGCAAGAUCGAGAAUUCUUGCCCUACACGCGCGAAUUGCCAAAGGGCACUACGAGCUCCAAGAGAAAGUAGGCGAGAAGAGGGGCGGGGCAGGGCAACAAGAGUGAAAUUUUUUUGCGGAGGAAGAUUUCCAUUGGAAAUGGGAUGGAAUCUUUUGGCUGCCUGUAUCGCACACCCCUCUGCUUUCACGCAGAAUGCGUUGAGGGCGCGAGUGUGAGCCAGCAAGACGAGUUGUGGGCGAUGUUGUAUCUUGCGGGAAGCUGGCGAGGG
Molecule: messenger RNA, 1753 nt
Organism: Ceraceosorus guamensis
Lineage: Eukaryota; Fungi; Basidiomycota; Exobasidiomycetes; Ceraceosorales; Ceraceosoraceae
Product: serine-tRNA ligase
Exons: 9
Coding region: 197-1555 (452 amino acids)
Biological process (GO): seryl-tRNA aminoacylation
Cellular component (GO): cytosol
Molecular function (GO): serine-tRNA ligase activity; tRNA binding; ATP binding
Source: RefSeq, a predicted model, not a curated record